Polyodon spathula (Mississippi paddlefish) is the source of this 2487-nucleotide messenger RNA. It is a transcript of the gene rad52, whose product is annotated as RAD52 homolog, DNA repair protein. The coding region runs from base 113 to 1453 and encodes 446 amino acids. The record is from RefSeq and is a predicted model, not a curated record. The transcript has 12 exons. Lineage: Eukaryota; Metazoa; Chordata; Actinopteri; Acipenseriformes; Polyodontidae. Gene Ontology annotation, biological process: DNA recombinase assembly; double-strand break repair via single-strand annealing; mitotic recombination. Gene Ontology annotation, cellular component: nucleus.
UCCCUACCAACAGCAGCGGGAAUCUACAAAAAAACUUAAGUGUAUUGCAGGACGGAAUAAGCAGCAGUUAUUAACAGGAGGGAGAGCUGAAAAGGCAGCUGACAGAACUACUAUGAUAAAUGGCAGUGGAAGCGGAGAUCACAUUGAGUACAAGGGCUGCAGCAAGCCCUCAAUGUGCUUUGGUCAGUCCCAGUAUACAGCAGAGGAGUACCAGGCAGUUCAGAAUGCAUUGAGGCAGAAACUGGGACCUGAAUUCAUCAGCUCCCGCCAAGCUGGAGGGGGACAGAAGGUUUGUUACAUUGAAGGACACAAAGUCAUCGGGCUGGCCAAUGAGAUGUUUGGCUAUAACGGCUGGUCCCAUUCCAUCACACAGCAGAAUGUUGACUUUGUGGAUCUUGUCAACGGCAGGUUCUAUGUCGGGGUCAGUGCUUUUGUGAAAGUUCAGCUGAAGGAUGGCUCGUUCCAUGAGGAUGUGGGCUACGGGGUGAGCGAGGGUCUGAAAUCCAAAGCCCUGUCCCUGGAGAAGGCCAGGAAGGAGGCAGUCACCGACGGACUCAAGAGAUCACUCAAGUGCUUUGGAAAUGCUCUUGGAAACUGCAUCCUCAACAAAGAAUAUCUCAUGGCUAUCAAUAAGAUUCCCAAACAGCCCCCAGCCCCUCUGAACCCCUCUGAGACAAAACGCUCAGACCUCGAGCCACUUGUGGAGAGGGCCCGGUACAGCAGCCUGCUUCAGGCAGAGAGCCGGAAUUGCGCUGGAGCUGUGACAGGUCAGAUAACUCCCCAGAAGCAACACGGAGCCCCCCCUGCGGAGGAGAGCAGAGGAGGGGCAUCCCCACACUCCCACCCCCAUCCCAGACCACUGGAGCCAAGGGGGAACAGUGAGAACAAUCAGCCCAGCCUCAACAGGACUGUCGAUCUUGCGGAUGUCUCAGGCUCCGUAGGUCCAGAGACAGACCCCAGGUACCAGAGAAAGCUGAAGCAGCAGCAACUGCAGCAGAAGUUCCGGGAGCAGAUGGCAGCAAAAAAACAGCAGGAGGAGCAGCAGCAGAGAGGUCAGCCAGAACCCACAGCGCCCCCUUCUGAGCAGAGGCCAGACAGCCACCAGCAGACAGUGAACCACAGCACCCCCGUCGGGGUCAGAGAUGAGGCUUUAGGGGACCAGUAUCUUCUAGCGGAUGACCCUCAGAUGUGGGAUUUCCCCAUGGACAGCAGUGACAUUAUAGAUCUGCCUGCUGCCCCCACAACCCCCCUGGGCAAUCACCAAAUGAUGACCCGGAGCAAGACCCCCCAACGACAGCAAUUGCUAAAAACCCCUAUGAGACCCGGCUACAGCCAUGGAACCAGUGAGCACAGGCCUCCGCAGCAGCCAGCCAGUCACCAGAGAACAGCAGAACAUGGCAGCCCGUACAGACAAGGACAGCAUCUGAAAAAACGGAAACUGGAAACGACCUGAUUGAUUCAGAGCUGCAGCAGGCAAAGACAUUUGGCGGCAAGGCUACGUCUGCGCCAGUUUACAUAACCACGCUUUGUUAUAGGCCAGCGUUGAAGCUAUUGAUUGUGGUGAAGUUUCUGUUCUGCGUUAUGCAUCUUGUUGAAUGUUACUUUGCUUCACAGCACCCUCUGCUGGUGUAGUUCAGUUGAAAUUAUUCAGGUGGAGUCAAGAACUGCAGUUACCCAGAAAGAGGGUAAGCAGUUGCAGGUUCUGAAGCACAUUCUACUCAAGGGUUUGAUAAAUAAAGUGCUUUACUUUGUUCCGUUUAAUAGGUUGCUCAGCCCUACUAUGGCCAUGGCUUGUUUAAGUCCAAGUGAUAAAUGCCACUAGGUUAAAGCGUAUAAAACAGUAAUCAUUUAAUUGCUUUAAAUCAUUACCUAGAACAAGGUGUUUGGUUUAAAAUGAUUGCAGAAAAGCACCAAAUCAACAAUGGGAUAGGGUAGUUUUAUUUGUCAAGACUAUUAAAUACCACUAAAAUACCCACUACUGCCCUCAUAUCACAUGCCCACUGGCACUGUCUGAGAAAUCAGUCCAGGACACCAGUGACUCCCCUUAGACAGGCUGAGUGACAGUAAUGUUGGCUGAUGGUGCUUUUUAUCGUUUAUAGCAAACCUGUCUGGGAUUUGAAUACUGGCUUGGUAGAAGUGCUCACAUUGUACACAAAUUGUAAUGUUUUAUUUUUUCUCUGUUGUGAAUUGUGUUGUGUGCUCUUUCUUAAUAAUUAAAGAUUAAUUCAUUUUUUCGAUUGAUCUCCUGUGAUCAUUGUUCCCUUCAGUGUUGCAGACUGAGUUUGAUUUGUUAGCCAACACUGCCAUCUUCAGUACACCACAAGUAACACAAAAAGUCAAACCCUUUUAAUACCACCUCAAAAGGGAUUGAGCAAAACCUGACAAUAAGCGGCAUUAACUUAUCAGGAGCUUACCAAUAACCAGGCCCAGACGGAAUCUGCUGGGAAAUUUUCCAAAUUCUGCUGAUUAUUUUACCUAAAUUCUGUG